This is a messenger RNA of Fusarium pseudograminearum CS3096, 1149 nucleotides long. RefSeq lists its product as uncharacterized. Lineage: Eukaryota; Fungi; Ascomycota; Sordariomycetes; Hypocreales; Nectriaceae. The transcript has a single exon. The coding region runs from base 1 to 1149 and encodes 382 amino acids. The record is from RefSeq and is a predicted model, not a curated record.
AUGGCGACCUUAUCGAGUCUCGGCGUCAAUACGACGAAUUCUGCAGUUGUCGCCUGGUGUUGGAAUGAUGCGACACGCUUCCUGGCCGAACCUGAUCCGCAAAUCAGGGACAUCACCUUUACGACGCGCUUCGAUAGCAUAGCAACAUUCUUUCAAUUAAAUAUACCCAUCAGAAUCAAGGGAAUCAAGACUGGCACCACUUUGAUUCUUCGAAUAUCCCCUUCGUUCAUCUCUUCGUGUGAAAUCACUCGAAAUCCCACAAUUCCCAGUGUUGUGCGGGACAAAUUCCACUCCAGUACCCUUUGUCUCAACUUUUGUCUCAAUACACAUCCCGAAGUCCUCGUUUCAGCAGAAGCCCAAGAGCCGCUGGCUCCUCUGCGCGCACAAUCGGGAACGGUUCUGGACUCGAUCCACGAGCUUGCAAACAUUACCGCGCUUUCGAUCUAUAUCAAAGACUCAGGCACAUCAACAGCACAACUCCAACCUGUCUGCGAUGCUGUCAGCAACGGUGUUUCGCUCGUUGUUCAAGAUGAUCUUGCCAGCAUGUACAGUGGUGCGGGCGCCAAAGUCGUCACACUUCCCGCCCCCCAUACAGACGUCCCCCGUACAGACGUCCCUCAUACGGACGUCCCUCACACAGACGCUCCCCAUGCAGAGUUACCACCGCCAUCGUACGAUCAAACAGAACCCCCACCUCCCCACGCACCCAUUUUCGAAUCACGCAAGCGGCGACGGCCUAAAGAUCUACGAGACGAACGCGACGAAGACAUCGCUUUGAUAUGGGCCCAGUUGGAGACGAUGCAAGCCCGAUACGGGGCGGAGAUCAAGGCCCUUCGGGAAGAAAACCUAGAUCUAAGGGAAGAGGUAGAUGACUUGCGAAAACAAGUCGCUGCCUCUGACAAGCGACACAAAGAUCUUCAAGAGGAAUUUGACGCGCUGGAAACGAGAACUGAGAUUAAGGGCGAUGAGUUGGGCGAUGAAAUGGAUAUCAAGAUCAUUGAUGCGAGGUCCGAGAUACAGGACCUGGCCGAGAGCUUCAAGUCUGUAAGAGAGGACGUUGACCAGGAUAGGUUGGUUGAUCGUGUCAAAUACAAGGUGCUUGAGCAUAUCAGGGCAAGUUUGUCUUUUGACAUGCCACCGGCUGACUGA